Symbiodinium pilosum is the source of this 948-nucleotide messenger RNA. The record is from the annotation of a GenBank genome assembly. Lineage: Eukaryota; Dinophyceae; Suessiales; Symbiodiniaceae.
AUGCCCAUCGACUAUUCGAAGUUUGAUCACAUUGGCGACUCCGAUGAGGAGUGCUCCUCUCAGCGUGGCAUCAAGAAAGACCUUCUUCAGCACCUUGGCAAUGACUCAGGUCUGCUGCGAAUGCUGCGCGGGCGCCGGCUGCGCCCCCGGCAGUCUCUAAGAUUGCAAAGUCUGUUCCUCACGCGGGCAGAGCGCCAGCGGUACCAAAGUCGGGGAGGCGCCAGCAGCAAUUUGCAGCAUCUGCAACACAACAUGGCCAAAGCUUCGCAUGCUUCGCAGGAAUGGUCGCGAGCUCCUGGAGGCGGAAGGCCAGAGAUGAAUGCCCUUGCGGCUGAGCUCGAAAAGCUCGCGGGGGGACGUGGCGGCCUGACGCCAGCUGAGGAGCCACCCAAGCCGGGAGAGCCGCAGCGAGUGUGCAUGAGGUCGGACGGCAGGAAGAAGAUCCACACGACCUACCCAGAUGGUGGUGAGAUGGUGGAGGAGUACGACGAGAAGACCGACGUGCUUCUUGUCAGGAAGGUGCGGAAGCCUUCGAAGGUUGGGAAGGAGGGCGAAUGGGUUUUCGAGGUGGGCCAGGCUAUGGAGGGUGCUUUUGAUCCCUACUCGGACCUGAUGCGCGCAUCUUCGAGCAACCCCAUAUUCCUUCGCAAGGACACGCCCGAACACUUUCAGUGGCGAAUCCGGAACCUCCCAUACUCCGCCGACGUGUACAGUGUGUCGGUGGACCAUGAGAAGCAAGAGAUUGUAGUGAAGACAUCCAACAAGAAGUAUUACAAGAGGAUUCAAGUUCCGGACUUGCCGCGCCACGAUUUGAAGUUCAAGGAUGAGCUGCUGUCCUGGAAGCACCAGCAUAGCACGCUCAUCAUCUCCUACGCGAAGCCUCCAGAAAUCCUCGCAGGAGAGCAACAAGCUCUCCGAGAGGCGGAGAGGUCUGCAGUCAAAAUGUGA